This is a messenger RNA of Zootoca vivipara (common lizard), 11236 nucleotides long. The record is from RefSeq and is a predicted model, not a curated record. Lineage: Eukaryota; Metazoa; Chordata; Lepidosauria; Squamata; Lacertidae.
GUGUUGGGCUUGCCGGAGGGGGUGCUGCUGGGCGGCUGCCCAAUCUGAGCGGUGCUCGUCCGCCUGAUUGACAACUGGGUCGGGCCCAGCCGGCACCGGUGCAAGAUACACACAGGCAAUUAGACGGAGGCGGGGGCUGCUUUCGCGGGGCUUUUCCCUGCCCUCCCACAGGCAGGGGCGCUCCGGCGUCACGCUCGCAGCUGCCCCUUCACCUCAGGCAGCCCGGGAGGGAAGCCGCGGCAGCCGCCGCCGCCGCCCGCCACCCUUUCUCCCAACGGGUGAACGCUUCCGAGGCGCCACUGCAGUGCCCUCAGCUGCGUGUGCAGCCGGUAGGAGAGGACACAAAGAGGCGGGACGGUUCUCCGCCGAGGGAGGGAAAGAGGCGCUCCUUGGACCCCCCCCCCCCGAACACGCGGGAAUUAUAACGGCGAGCGGGAGGAGGACGAUGCAGGCAUCGAUAUUGUGAGGAAGUGACUGGCCGCGCGACUUCCUUCCAGAGGUUGCUCGCUCUCCUCCCCGCCUUCCAGAUAGUGCACAAAUAAUCACCGCUGCUUUGAAGUCGCUUGUUGGUUUAGUAGUGGCGGCGGCGGCGGCAGCAGCAGCAGCUGCCGCCUUUUUUUUGCAAGGGUGCUGCGCCUCGCGCGCGCGCCCGUGCCUCUAGCUCCUUAUUGGGGGGGGGGAGCUCUCUUGUCUCCUCCCCUCCCUCCUCCCUCGGGGAGAGCGCCUUUGUUGUGUUUCGGGGAGGACUCUUUAUCCUUCACCUCUCCGUUGUGUGUGUGUGUGUGUGUGUGUGUGUGUGGCGGUGCAUCGCCGCCCCACCGGAUGCAUGCAGUGCUGAAAAGCCACGGCUGGCGCUGGCGGAACCGGGAUCUGGGCGAUAGCUCAGUCGGUUUGCAACCUUUGCAGUUUGACCGACGGUCGGAGACGGGAGAGUUUUGCAAUCCGCCUCUUUAGAGCCUUUGCAUAUAUCGGGGAGGAGAAAGAAAGAAAGAAAAAGCGGAAGGAGGAGAAGCCCAAUCAUCAUCAUCGCCGAGCUGCUGCAGGAAGAAGAAGGAGGAGGAGAGAAGGGUCGUCGAUAUUGUUGCUCCUCUGGAACUGGCGAGGCUGAUGGCGGAGUUUGACAGCAGAGGGGGUGGCACCAGCAGUGGGGGCAUAGCCUCCUCCCCAAGCCCUGCACACGGGAAGGUGGCCUUCAAAGCAGGAGAUGGGGAAGGUGGUGGUGGUGGUGGAGGAGGAGGAGGUGGUGGGGUUGCAAGAACCCACUUGGACAGUGCCGGCAACGGGGUCUCCAAUGGGGACUGUGCUCUGAUGGGCACCAGAGAAGAGACAGAGUCUACUCAGUCUGGGAGCCCUGCCACAGAGAGAGGAUGUCCCAUCCUGCAGCCAGAUGGCAAACCUGGUCACCCCAAGAAAACAAGCAUCAUCAAGGAUGGUACAAAGCAAAAAAGAGAACGGAAAAAGACGGUGUCAUUUAGCAGCAUGCCAACUGAAAAGAAAAUCAGUAGUGCAAGUGACUGUAUUAACGCCAUGGUUGAAGGCUCAGAACUCAGAAAGGUUCGCUCCAACUCUAGAGUUUACCACCGGUACUUCCUUUUAGAUGCGGACAUGCAGUCUCUACGUUGGGAGCCUUCAAAGAAGGAUUCUGAGAAAGCAAAGAUUGACGUUAAAUCCAUAAAAGAAGUGAGAACAGGGAAAAAUACAGACAUUUUUCGUAGCAAUGGAAUUUCGGAACAGAUUUCAGAAGACUGCGCAUUUUCUAUUAUUUAUGGAGAUAAUUAUGAGUCUCUAGAUCUUGUUGCAAAUUCUGCAGAUGUUGCAAAUAUUUGGGUCACUGGACUGAGAUACCUGAUAUCGUAUGGAAAACACACACUAGAUAUGCUGGAAAGUAGCCAAGAUAAAAUGCGGACUUCAUGGGUUUCACAAAUGUUUAAAGAAACAGAUAUUGAUAAUUUGGGGCGCAUAUCCAUGUGCAGAGCUGUACAGUUUAUAAAAAAUUUAAAUCCUGGUUUAAAAACUAGUAAAAUUGAAUUGAAGUUCAAAGAGCUACACAGAGCAAAAGACAAACCUGGUACAGAAGUCACAAAGGAAGAGUUUAUUGAAGUCUUUCAUGAGCUUUGCACUCGCCCUGAGAUCUAUUUCUUGUUAGUUCAAUUUUCUAGCAAUAAAGAAUUCCUGGACACAAAGGACCUUAUGAUGUUUUUAGAAGCAGAACAGGGUAUUGCACAUGUCACCGAGGAGAUAAGCCUUGACAUUAUUCACAAAUAUGAGCCAUCUAAAGAGGGCCAGGAAAAGGGCUGGCUUUCCAUAGACGGUUUUACAAAUUAUCUUACUUCUCCAGAAUGCCAUAUAUUUGACCCAGAACAUAAAAAGGUGUGCCAGGGCAUGAACCACCCUCUAUCUCAUUAUUUCAUAAACUCAUCUCAUAACACGUACUUGAUAGAGGAUCAGUUCCGAGGCCCAUCUGAUAUCACAGGAUACAUCCGUGCUUUGAAAAUGGGGUGUCGAUGUGUCGAGUUGGAUGUGUGGGAUGGUCCUGACAAUGAGCCUGUAAUUUACACAGGGCACACCAUGACCUCGCAGAUAGUCUUCCGCAGUGUGAUCGACAUUAUAAACAAAUAUGCAUUCGUUGCUUCGGAGUACCCUCUUAUUUUGUCGUUAGAAAACCAUUGUUGUCUCAAGCAGCAGAGGGUGAUGGUUCAGCAUAUAAAGAAAAUAUUGGGAGACAAGGUCCACACACAGUCUCCAAACACAGAGGAAUCUUAUCUGCCUUCUCCUGAAUCUCUAAGAGGGAAAAUACUAAUUAAAGCCAAGAAGCUGCCUCCUAAUUGUUCUGUGCUAGAGGGAGAUGUUACAGAUGAAGACGAAGGUGCAGAAAUGUCCCAGAGAAUGGGAAAAGAGGGUGUGGAACAACAGAAUAUUGCCACAGUAAAACGGUUUCAGCUCUGCAAAGAGCUUUCAGAACUGGUAAGCAUGUGUAAGUCGGUUCAAUUUAAAGAUUUUCAGGUUUCAUUUCAGCUUCAAAAAUACUGGGAAGUUUGCUCCUUCAAUGAAGUGCUUGCUACCAAAUAUGCCAAUGAAAACCCUGGAGACUUUGUGAAUUACAACAAACGUUUUCUCGCCAGGGUUUUCCCUAGCCCUAUGAGGAUUGAUUCUAGUAAUAUGAACCCACAGGAUUUUUGGAAGUGUGGCUGUCAGAUAGUAGCAAUGAACUUUCAGACACCUGGAUUAAUGAUGGACCUCAACAUUGGUUGGUUUCGACAAAACGGUAACUGUGGGUAUGUCCUUCGACCUGCUAUCAUGCGGGAAGAAGUCUCUUACUUCAGUGCAAAUACAAAGGACUCUGUGCCUGGAGUUUCACCUCAGCUUCUUCAUGUUAAGAUUAUUAGUGGACAGAACUUUCCUAAACCAAAAGGGUCAGGUGCCAAAGGUGAUGUUGUAGACCCUUAUGUCUAUGUAGAAAUCCACGGGAUCCCUGCAGACUGUGCAGAGCAAAGGACAAAAACUGUGCACCAGAAUGGGGACAACCCAAUUUUUGACGAGAGUUUUGAAUUUCAGAUUAACCUACCUGAACUCGCCAUGGUGCGCUUUGUAGUGCUGGACGAUGAUUAUAUCGGGGAUGAAUUUAUUGGGCAGUACACAAUUCCCUUUGAGUGUUUACAGACAGGUUAUCGCCAUGUCCCCCUUCAGUCUUUAACAGGAGAAGCUCUGGCACAUGCUUUCUUAUUUGUCCACAUUGCUAUAACUAAUAGAAGGGGUGGAGGAAAGCCACAUAAAAGGGGGCUGUCUGUCAGGAAGAGCAAGAAAUCCAGAGAAUAUGCCUGUAUGAGGACUUUAUGGAUUAAAACCAUUGACGAAGUAUUCAAGAAUGCUCUCCAGCCCAUACGGGAUGCCACAGAUUUGAGGGAGAACAUGCAGAAUGCAGUGGUUUUAUUCAAAGAGCUGUGUGGCCUCUCUCCUGUAGCAAACCUCAUGCAAUGCAUUCUGGCAGUAUCUACACGCUUGGUGAGAUCUGAUAACACACCCUUGGUUGUAAUGAAUCUCAGCGAACAGUAUCCCGUUAUGGAACUGCAAGGAAUCAUUCCAGAAGUUUUGAAAAAAAUUGUAACAGCAUAUGAAACGAUGAUUCAGACUAUCAAGACACUGAUAGAAAAUGCAGAUAACGUAUAUGAAAAAAUAGUCCAGUGCCAAAAAGCAGCGAUGGAGUUCCACGAGAACUUACAAAGUAUAGGAGCCAAGGAAGGUUUAAAGGAGAGAAAGCUACAAAAAGCAGUGGAGAGCUUUACCUGGAAUAUUACAAUCCUAAAGGGGCAGGCUGAUCUUCUCAAAGAUGCUAAGAACAAAGCCCUGGAGAACCUAAAGCAAAUCCACUAUGCUACUGUUUCAUGUGGACUGAAUAAGCCAGGAUCAGAAACAGCCGAGGGUUCAAAGCCCCGUCGAAGCCUGGAGGCUAUACCUGAAAAGGCGGGUGAAGAAAAUGGAGAAUGAAAAAACAUUCUCAUUAUUUUGGAGUUUAUAACUCUGCAACCAUUGUAGCUGCACAAGACAUUUUGCUUUGCACUUACUACUAGUGGGAGGGGAAAUCCUGGAAUUUUAAAAGCACAACUGGAGAAGCUAAUUACAAUCCAUGAAAACUGUGAAUGUACAUAGCAAUUCUGUGUGCAGAGGCAACUGAAUUGUUCUAACAUGGAAAUAAUAUUGCUGGCUAAAACACUCUGUAUAUGUGUAAAAGAUGUCAUGAUUCAAUAACCUUGUGCAGAAAAAAUAUCAUUGUCAUUCAACAGAAAAACAAAUUUGUUUUCCUGACUGGAAAUACAUUAUAAUGGCAAGGGAAGGAGCUUUUGUCAUUGCUCAGAAAAGUGCCUUGGUUUUUGGGGGAAAUCUAGGUGUGCAGUGAUUCCUUGAUUUAGGAGCAGUGCAGUUCUAUAAUAGUUUGUUGUGUUAGGCCUGCUGUUGCACAUCUAACUUAAAAAUCAGGGCUGAAAAUGUAAGCAAAUGCACAGAUUAAGCAAAAUUCUAUGAUGAAGAUACUUGGCAGUGUUCAGCUUUGAAAGUGCUACUCUUUUGGGUUUCUUUUGUUGUUGUUGUUGAGCCAUAAAUAAAAAGGGGAAUGUAAAUACAAAGUGCUUACUCCUGGCACAGUGCACUGUGGGAGAGCCAUUGCAUAGAAGGAACAUGUGCAAUCAGUCAGCCAUUAAAUGCCUGAGUAAGGUGUAUAUACCUAUUUCCACCUAAGAACAUCUGCAGAUGUCUACAGCUAAUGUAAAAGUGACCAAACUGCAAACAAAAUACUGUAAAUAGUUUUAUCAUUUCGUGGAAGUGAAGAAGUAAUUCACAUUAAAAUGUUUUAUGAUACAAUUCCCAUGUUAUUGGCCUAAAACUGAAGUUCAAUUUUUGUUUCGUUUCAGGUUUUUAAAUAGCCUUUUUAAACUUCCAGAUCCAUCAAUCUUCCCAUUACGUGGUUUUAACAUGGAUUUGUUUUUCGAAAUUUCAUACUCACUGUAAGCUGAAUAUACAAACCAAGAUCUGCCUCCUAAUGUUUCUGCUAAAAAUAAUAAAAUGGGGUAUGCCAUCACAAGGUGCAAUAAAUUUGAAGCAAAUGAAGUCAGUUUUAAGAGAUUUAAAUUGUCUUUUUGUCGCGUGCCAGCGCCAACCCCAAUUUUGUUAAAGACAACCUUGAUCCAAAAUGCCCCAGAGUUCUGUGCACCUCAGAAACGCCAUUCCCUUCCAGCAAAGCCUUCUCAAUAAAAGAUGCAUCACUUAAGCCAGUGUUUCUCAACCUUUUUUGGGCCACGGCACACUUGUUCCGUGAAAAAAAUCACGAGGCACACCACCAUUAAAAAAGUUAAAAAUUUUCACUCUGUGCCGCCCUAUAUUAUAAUUAUGACUGUAAGAAACACUUGCCAAAUAUUGCUUUCCGGCGGGUUAGUGUUAUGUUUUGGCGGCCGCCAGGCUCGUUUGCAAUGAGCUUCGGGAAAGAGGAGGAGAAAUAUUGCUUUCCGGCGGGUCGGUGCAAUGCAAAUCGCCCUUCUCGUUGCCGCACGUCGCGGCACACCAGCCAGCGUCUCGCGGCACACUAGUGUGCCGCGGAACAGCAGUUGAGAAACGCUGACUUAAGCAACACUGUUAGAAUUUCUUACUCGAAUGAUUUCAGUUCAAGCAGUGCUAUUUUUCUGGGAAAAUAUUCUGUUCUUUUAUCAUGACAAUGGUGCCCACCUGAGAUGUGUCAGAACUGAGUUCCAGCUGAAAAAAGCCGUAGGUUCGAGUAUAAAAGGUAAAGGUAAAGGGACCCCUGACCAUUAGGUCCAGUCGUGACCAACUCUGGGGUUGCGCGCUCAUCUCGCAUUAUUGGCCAAGGGAGCCGUCGUAUAGCUUCCAGAUCAUGUGGCCAGCAUGACAAAGCCGCUUCUGGCAAACCAGAGCAGCACAUGGAAACGCCGUUUACCUUCCCGCUGUAGCGGUUCCUAUUUAUCUACUUGCAUUUUGACGUGCUUUCGAACUGCUAGGUUGGCAGGAGCUGGGACCAAGCAACGGGAGCUCACCCCGUCACAGGGAUUCGAACCGCCGACCUUCUGAUCAGCAAGCCCUAGGCUCAGUGGUUUAACCACAGCGCCACCUGGGUCCCAGGUUCGAGUAUAAAUCGCUGCAAUGUUGUAGGCUGAAGCUUUAAGGACUGAAUCAGGACUACCACCUGAACAGUGGAUCAGCCAGUGACAAUACUAGAGGCAGUCCUACAGUGAAAGGCUAUACAGAGUAGAUUGCAUUAUACUGAACUUUGCAUCUGCAGAAUCGGGUCACCAAUCUUGUUGCCACCAAGAGAGGUUUCCCCCGGACACUUUUUCUUUGCCAGUUCUCUGCUGAAUGGGUGGAGACAGGGGCACAGCCUGGGUGUGGCCAGAUAAGAGGUGCAACCAGCAGAACAGCUCACUUCCCUUUUCACAAGAGCGGUGGGGGUAGGGAUGGCUUUUAAAUAGGCCUCUAGCCUCUGAACUGUGGGUUGCCACUUAAGCAAAGACUACAGUUGUGUUAGUCCUGUGCAAAUUUACCACCCCUUUCAAGUCCAGUGGAUGAAACGAUAUCGAGUUGUGGAACUAAAGAAGGGCUAUCUGUGUUCUGCUUAUCUUAAACUAUGCUGGGAUUGUUGUUUAGUCGUUUAGUCGUGUCCGACUCUUCGUGACCCCAUGGACCAUAGCACGCCAGGCACUCCUGUCUUGCACUGCCUCCCGCAGUUUGGUCAAACUCAUGUUCGUAGCUUUGAGAACACUGUCCAACCAUCUUGUCCUCUGUCGUCCCCUUCUCCUUGUGCCCUCCAUCUUUCCCAGCAUCAAGGUCUUUUCCAAGGAUUCUUCUCUUCUCAUGAGGUGGCCAAAGUAUUGGAGCCUCAGCUUCACGAUCUGUCCUUCCAGGGAGCAAAAAUUAUAUGCCUGUUGUCUUUGUCCAUGGAGUUUUCUUGGCAGGGAUACUGGAGUGGCUUGCCAGUUCCUUCUCCAGGUGGAUCACGUUUAGUCAAAACUCUCCACUAUGACCUGUCCAUCUUGGGUGGCCCUGCAUGGCAUAGCUCAUAGCUUCUCUGAGUUAUUCAAGCCCCUUCGCCACGACAAGGCAUUGAUCCAUGAAGGGGAUCUAUCCAUGCUGGGAUAGAUGAUACCUUCUUGCUCAGUGAACUAGCAGCCUUAUCAUUGCAUGUUGCUGUCCUCCAGUUGCCUUCCAAACACCUUUAAAGAUCUAGAUAAGCCCACCAGUGCAAUAUCAAGCCGUCAACACACACCUAAAAUCACCAGGAAGUUCUGCUUCCUGCCUGUGCCUCAUCUGGUUUUGUUUUCUUCACAAAAAGAAACCUCUUCCUUAAAACGUAAGCACAACAAGAGUAAAGUGCAAUCCUAUUUGUGGUGUCCCUUCCCCUGCACUGCACUGCCUUCCAGAGCAAAAACAUAACUGGCAUGACAUCCUCUUUCUGCAGUUUGUGCUGGUAACUUGGCUCAUUGGCUCAGCUGCCUGAGCCCAUGGAAAUAUGACAGAGUCACAUCUAUCGGCAUUUGCUGAUAGCAUGGUACUGGGCGCACCAACCAAGGAAGGGUCACAAUCUGUAACAAGGAAUGGCAGAGGGAGGAAGAACUUUUUGGUUGGGAACAGGGAAUUACGGGCCUCUCUGCUCAAGAGCCAGAGACCAAAUCAUGGCUCCUUCAGUCAAGUUUACUUAUCCAAACUAAUGCCCCAUCCUACCAUUCUUACGUGCCACAAUGCGCAUGAGGACCAAUGUUACAGGAGCUCCAGUUUUAUACCAGUGGCUCCCUGCACCUGUCUUAUUAAUAGGCCAAGAAAAAAAUGGAGAAAUGUCUGAUGGACAUUUCCAACCGAUGUCAGAAAGACUUGUUCACAGUGCCCCCAAAAGGCCCCAAAGUUGUGCAGGCAGCUGUGCAUGCAACAGCAUGAUUUGUCCCUUAACCUCUGCGUAGGGGACAAAUAAUUGGCCCUUGCUUGAAGGAAGAUAGAAAAAGUCUCCAAAGUGAGAUAUCAUGUGGAAAACGAAACAGCUGGCAACCCUGGUUCAAGACAGGGCUUGCUGUGAAGUGUUCUUAAUGUUGCUUAAGGAACAAUUCAUUGCCAUUAUGGGAUGGACAAGGGAGCAGCUGCACCUGGAACAAUUUGCUGGAUCAGGGAGCAUGAUAAUAGAAGCUGUUUAUUUUGCAAAUACUUUAAAGGGCAUUUGCAGUUACAUGAGAACUUGCACGAUAAAUUGGCCUGGGUUGAUUUCAUAUGUCCAUGCUGCAUAGGGUGACCCGAUACAUUGGCAACUAUUAAUAUUCGUGUAGAAAAGGGAAUUCAACAGGAAGUGCAGUUUGUGGUUUGUAAUGCUGGUGUGACUGACAAUGUGAACCUGCUCAUAUAUUCCGUAUUCCAGACAAUGAUGAUAGUGACAAAAAUGGGUAGGUUGCCCUAGCAUUGUAUGAGUCACAUUUACUUCUAUGGCUCCUGCUAUUGAACUGUCAAUCUGAUACACCCUGGGAUAAAGAUGUGGAGCUUCCUCCCACCCCAUUUUGAAGCAGUUAAAAGAAAUCCUUACAUUGGAAGCGAAACACUUAUCAAUACUCUAUCCGAUUAAAGUGGAAUCCAAUUUUCUCUGAUGAAGUGAGGUGGUACUUAUGACACGCUCUGGGUUUCACUUGAUAAACUUGUCUCCACCAGCGGGUAUCACAUGAUUACAAGACUCUCUGUAAGAGCUGAUCUGAGAUAACCACUCCACACUAGCAUGCUAUCAUAUAACCAUGCAAGUUAUCUGAUGGUGAAGCACAGAAAUUUGAAUUACCUUGGGCUGUUCUUGCAACACUGCCCAAUGUAUCCUGAUUUCUGCAAAGAGUAUAAUACACCAAAUACUUCUAUCAGUAUAGUGCCCCUCAGCAACAGCUUUCUGCUGAAUCACUUAAAACUCUACUUGCAUGGUUUUUAAAAGGCAAGUGCCCAUAUUCUUUCACACAGGCUUAUUCAUUUAAUUGAAACACUUCAAAUGGAUAUUGGGUUGGGAAAGGUUACAUCACGGUAACACAAAAUCAUCCUCAGCAGUUGUGCUGAGCUAUUUAGCCUAAUGAUGACAAUCGGUCUAUGAUAAGUCAGUCAAAACUUGCUCUCGCAACUAAACAAACCAGUAUUGGAAAAAUAAAAUUUAACGUGUUGAGCCCCUACAAAAUGGUGGAUAACACUUUUCAUUUGGCUAAACGGCACGAGGCGCUCACAACUGGAUGGAAUUUUGGGGCUUCAGCUCAAUACUUUGCGCAUAAGAGACCUUAGGUUCAAUCCCUGGCUUUUCCAGGUAUGGCUGCAUCGAGAGGUCUGUCCAAAACCAUCUCUGUAAAAAAAUAUGGAGGUAGAUUGACCAAAUAAAUCUGUAUAAGGCAUUAGAGCUUUUCAGCACAUAAUUGCUGUGUUCCAAUUUGGCUGAAAACCAUAGUGCUGGUCAUCAUUUACAGAAUGGUAAUGAAUCAUGGUGCAGAGAUUUGUCCCUGUUCAAAACACAGGCCUAAAUACUUCUAAGGAAACUAGGACCAAUUCUUAAUUAUGGGCAACAUUCAACGUUUGUCAUACUACCAAGCAACCACAUUGAAAUAAAUGGACUUACAUUAUGUAACUCUGUUGAUUCCAGUGUGUCUGCUCCGAGUAUGGCUAAUGCUGAAUAUCAUUAUCCCCCUAUUAUUAUUUACAAUUUAAUAAUAAUAAUUUGGCACGCCAUUGCACCCUCCUCGGAUAGAACUACAAGAUACCUUAUUGUUUUUGUGGUCACUUGGACAACACAAGGCUAGUAAAUGAUUUCCUGACAAACAACGGUACCAGCUUAGAUGUGUUAAUACGAAGAACUUCAGUUAGUGGUUAAAUACCACUUUACGCAGAAUAAACCACAUUUUUAUCAGGCCACUCACCAGCUGUGUGUGUACAUUAAAGAUCUAGUUGGUUGCUUUUCUUUUAAUUGUUGUAGACCAGGCAUCCCCAAACUUCGGCCCUCCAGAUGUUUUGGACUAAAAUUCCCAUCUUCCCCGACCACUGGUCCUGUUAGCUAGGAAACAAGGGAGUUGUAGGCCAAAACAUCUGGAGGGCCGCAGUUUGGGGAUGCCUGUUGUAGACCAUCAACCAUAGCUGCCAAGUUAUCCCUUUUUUAAAGGGAUUUUCCAUUAUGCUGAAUAGGCUUCCUCGUGAGAAAAGGGAAAACUUGGCAGCUAUGCAUCAACAAGUCUGAACAACUAAAUGCUACUAAUGCAACAAACACACUAAAUCAGAAGGCUUGUCUGUUGAUAAAACUCAACAGCAACUCAGUGUAUCUACCACAGAGCUGCAGGGCCUACAGAAGUUGUUUGACUACAAUUCCCUUCACCUUUUCCCAUUGGCCAUGCUGGCUGGGGCUGAGGGGAACUGUAGUCCAGUGACAUUCCGAGGGCCACAGGUUCCCCAUUCCUAAUCUACUGGAUGUGGGUAAAGCCCUGAGCAGCCUCUGAGUGAUUUCCACCACCAGAAAGGUCUUGGCUUUCAGAUGGGUGUUUUCAGCUGAACUGCUCAGCCUCAUUUACAAUGACAUCAUUGGAAAUACAGUCUGUGUCCUCUAAAUCACUCCGACGCACGCAUUCGCUUUCUGUCGGCUGAGCACGAUUUGCCUCCGUGUUAAAGGGUUUUGUACUGGAAUGGGGAAGGGGGGGGAGAAACAUUUCAUAGUAAGACAUUUAAAUGCCAUAGAUGUCACAACAUUAGAUGGUUG